AUGGAUCUCUUCAAUACUACGGAAACGAACCAUUCAGAAGAGGAAACCCUCUUCCAUGCCUCAACUAAGGCAGUGACCUCGUCGACAGUUUCUAAAGUCUUUAAAAUAAUGCCAUUAACUUUUGUAAUGUUGGCAUCAGUUGCAGGAAAUUCCAUCGUUAUUCAUGCAGUCUAUGCUGACAUUCGGAUGAGAACAGCAACCAACGUUUUGAUUGUGAGCCAAAGUGUUGUGGAUCUAGGCACAAGCGUUCUAGUUAUUCCUUUCGCCCUGGUAUCUGUUGGAUGCGACGGGUGGAUCUUUGGGGUUGAGUUUUGCGCUGCGAACGGAUUCUUCAACUUGUACUUCACGCAGAUAACUGUCCUGCAGCUGGUUAUUAUUGCAUUUGACAGGUAUCUAGUGAUUGUAAAACCCUCGUACCGCGCAAUUAAUCUAAAGGACGCCAUAAAACUAACUUCGGUUGCUUGGAUAGUCAGUUUUCUUGGAUCAUUCCCAUGGCUUCCCUUACUAACCAAUCACGUGCGAGUGGAGUAUUUUCAUGGUUUCUACGUGUGCGCAAAACGUUAUUCUCACCCUGUUCUUGGUGCGCAAUUAUUUUCUGUGGUUUUUGUGAUAACAGUUUUCGCAGUCCUGCCGUUGUUUUUCAUAUUUUACAGUUAUUACCACAUUAACAGGGUAAUCCAUUUAAACAAACACAGAGUCUCCCCUGUGUCGCUCUCGAACGCUCAGAAGAUGGCGAUCAACGUUUACGCGAAGUCAGCAUCUACAUCAAAAACUGUGAUCGGAACAAGUCUACUUCAAGUUUUCCCAGCGUGCUUUAUGAUGCUAUUGGACGGUUUGCAGGUUGGUCGUUUUCCGGAUGAUGUCAAAACAGCUGCUAAGUGGAUAAUGUGGUGUCACUGUGCAGUUAAGCCAAUUAUAUACGCGACGAAAAGCCGAAUGUGGGCAAAAACUAUUCGCAAAUACCUUUUGCUGUUUCCGUUAGUCUCAGCAUUGUCUAGAAUGGAUUUAGAAAUGGCACCGCUUUCCAAGGUCGCGGAUCGUGUCAAAAAUUAUAGACUUUCACGACGAAUACACUCUGUGGAAGGGAACGAAAAUGAUACAACUGGAACAUUACAACAAACUUCUCAGGAAAGGACAAAAAAAUCAACGUGGUUUAAUGACAUGAAAAACGCCUGGCAGGUUGAAGAACAAAAUGAUUUUUGUGAGUUUUGA
This is a messenger RNA of Pocillopora meandrina, 1212 nucleotides long. NCBI's taxonomy places the organism in Eukaryota, Metazoa, Cnidaria, Anthozoa, Scleractinia, Pocilloporidae. The record is from the annotation of a GenBank genome assembly.